GCCGGGACCGACACAGACGCGGACAGCGCCGGGACUCGCCGCCCCGGGACUCGCGCAGCCCGCAGCGCUCCGGCUCCUCCUCCUCUCGCGACCGCCCUCCGCAGCGAUGGACGGAGACGGUGACCCAGAGAGCGUGGGCCAGCCCGAGGAGGCAAGCCCGGAGGAGCAGCCGGAGGAGGCAAGCGCUGAGGAGGAGCGGCCAGAGGACCAUGAGGAGGAGGAGGCGGCGGCCGCCGCGUACCUGGACGAGCUGCCCGAGCCGCUGCUGCUGCGCGUGCUGGCCGCACUGCCGGCCGCCGAGCUGGUGCAGGCCUGCCGCCUGGUGUGCCUGCGCUGGAAGGAGCUGGUGGACGGCGCCCCGCUGUGGCUGCUCAAGUGCCAGCAGGAGGGGCUGGUGCCCGAGGGCGGCGCGGAGGAGGAGCGCGACCACUGGCAGCAGUUCUACUUCCUGAGCAAGCGGCGCCGCAAUCUUCUGCGCAACCCGUGUGGGGAAGAGGACUUGGAAGGCUGGUGUGACGUGGAGCAUGGUGGGGACGGCUGGAGGGUGGAGGAGCUGCCUGGAGACAGUGGGGUGGAGUUCACCCACGAUGAGAACGUCAAGAAGUACUUCGCCUCCUCCUUUGAGUGGUGUCGCAAAGCGCAGGUCAUUGACCUGCAGGCUGAGGGCUACUGGGAGGAGCUGCUGGACACGAUUCAGCCGGCCAUCGUGGUGAAGGACUGGUACUCGGGCCGCAGCGACGCUGGUUGCCUCUACGAGCUCACCGUUAAGCUACUGUCCGAGCACGAGGACGUGCUGGCUGAGUUCAGCAGCGGGCAGGUGGCAGUGCCCCAAGACAGUGACGGCGGGGGCUGGUUGGAGAUCUCCCACACCUUCACCGACUACGGGCCGGGCGUCCGCUUCGUCCGCUUCGAGCACGGGGGGCAGGACUCCGUCUACUGGAAGGGCUGGUUCGGGGCCCGGGUGACCAACAGCAGCGUGUGGGUAGAACCCUGAGCGGCCCUGCCUCCACUCUCCCCCAGCUGCCUGGAGGGGCAAAGGUCGGGGGUAGAUAGGCCUUAACUUAGUCCAUAGCGUCCUCACCUUCCCCAAGCCACACAUCCUCCUCCCGUCCCUUGCUCCGAGCCCAGCCCCUGAGCGGGGAGAGAGAAGUUUUGUUGGCAUAGGUUUGCUUAGGUAGUCGGCUUCUAGAAUGUAGAUCCGUGAGGGCGUGGGCUUGGACUGGACCCACUGCUGAAUCCCCUGCACCUAGCACAGUGCCUGCUACAAAGUGAGCUCUCAAUAAAUAUUAUUUGUCCAAGGAAGGAAUGAAUGAACAAAUGGAUAAA
Molecule: messenger RNA, 1326 nt
Organism: Symphalangus syndactylus (siamang)
Lineage: Eukaryota; Metazoa; Chordata; Mammalia; Primates; Hylobatidae
Gene: FBXO2
Product: F-box protein 2
Biological process (GO): glycoprotein catabolic process; SCF-dependent proteasomal ubiquitin-dependent protein catabolic process; ERAD pathway
Cellular component (GO): SCF ubiquitin ligase complex; cytoplasm
Molecular function (GO): protein binding; ubiquitin protein ligase activity
Source: RefSeq, a predicted model, not a curated record